This is a messenger RNA of Aspergillus bombycis, 1629 nucleotides long. Its product is annotated as putative amino acid transporter. Gene Ontology annotation, biological process: amino acid transmembrane transport. Bases 1 to 1629 code for a protein of 542 amino acids. The transcript has 4 exons. The record is from RefSeq and is a predicted model, not a curated record. Gene Ontology annotation, cellular component: membrane. Gene Ontology annotation, molecular function: amino acid transmembrane transporter activity. Lineage: Eukaryota; Fungi; Ascomycota; Eurotiomycetes; Eurotiales; Aspergillaceae.
AUGAACGAAUCCAUCAUUCCCCCGCGGAGUUCGUCGGGAAGUAUGAAAAAGACCGCCCAGCCCGCCACCGACUGGGAGGUUGACAUCGAUCAUGGCGCCGAAACCGACCUCCAGCGGACGCUAUCCACCCGCCACAUCACCAUGAUUGCCCUGGGGUCAUCGAUUGGUAUGGGAUUAUGGCUAGGCAGUGGAACAUCGCUCGCAAAUGGUGGCCCAGCGGCCAUCUUUAUCGGCUAUCUCUUGAGCGGUACCAUGAUCUGGUCGGUCAGCCAUUCCAUCGGUGAAAUGGCCGUAAUGUAUCCUCUGCCUUCGGCAUUUAUUCAGUGGACGUCGAUUUUUGUUGACCCGGCUGCGGCAUUUGCCCUGGGAUGGGCAUACUGGUUCUCCUACUGGAUCACCAUCGCCAACGAGUUACAGGGUGUCGUGACGGUUCUCAGUUUCUGGACCGACAAGGUGCCCACGGCAGCGUGGAUUACCAUCUUCUGGGUAGUGAUUAUUCUCAUCAACGUGUGGGCUGUGAAGUUCUUUGGCGAGGUGGAAGUCGUUUCAUCGUCCAUCAAAUUCGGGUGGAUUAUCAUUGUCAUUAUCUCUCUGAUUGUCGUAUCUGCAGGAGGCGCCCCUGCUGAGGGCCCCAUCGGCUUCCGGUAUUGGAACUCGUACGCCUUCACGAAUGGAUUCAAGGGCUUCCUCAGCGUCAUGCCGACUUGUAUCUUUGCCAUGUCUGGAUCUGAGAACUGCGCCCUAGUUGCGGCCGAGACCUCCAACCCUCGAAGAGCUGUCCCCAAGGCGGUGGGGUCGAUCUGGCUACGCCUUUCUUUGUUCUAUAUUCUAGGCUCUCUCAUGAUCACCAUCACGGUUGACCCAAAGGACAACAAUCUGUUCGGCGCUUCGGGAGUCAACGCCUCGCCAUUUGUCAUUGCCUAUCGCAAUGCGGGUCUCGAGCCUUUGGCCCACAUAAUGAACGCCGUGGUCUUCAUCUCGGUGGUGUCCACGGGUAGUAUUUCUGGAUAUGCCGGGUCCCGUGCUCUCAUGGGGCUGGCACAUGUGAAGAUGGCGCCUAAGAUCUUCGGCAAAGCAGAUCGGGUUGGACGUCCUCUAGCCGGACUCUUUAUUACACUUCUCAUCGGAGGUGGCCUGGCCUACCUCAACGUGAGCAACAGCGGCGAGGAGGUCUUCACCUGGUUCUCCAAUCUCACAUCGCUUUUCACUCUGUUUGGCUGGGCGAUGAUCUGCCUAUCGCACCUGCGGAUGCGUUAUGCCUGGAAAGUUCAGGGCCGCGAUGUAUCCGACCUGCCGUGGAAAAGCUGGACAUUCCCCUACGCUGCGAUCUGGGGGUUGGUAUGGUGUAUCUUGCUCAUCAUCGCAGAGUUCUAUCUGAGUGUCUGGCCACUUAAAGGACAGACCACGGCGAAGAAUUUCUUUGCCAACUAUGUCAGUGUCGUUGCUAUUGUUGUCCUGUAUAUCGGGGCCAAGAUCUACUAUCGCGGGCCUUUCUGGGUGGAUGCCCGGACGGUUGAUCUUGACGGUCUCCGACGGUUCUACGUCAAGACUGACGAUGAAGAGUCCGUGGGGGGGAAAACGGGCGCGGUAAAACAUGUCACCAAAGCCGUCCGGUUCUUGUUCAAUUAA